Molecule: messenger RNA, 13232 nt
Organism: Gambusia affinis (western mosquitofish)
Lineage: Eukaryota; Metazoa; Chordata; Actinopteri; Cyprinodontiformes; Poeciliidae
Product: 2-lysophosphatidate phosphatase PLPPR4-like
Exons: 11
Coding region: 562-3408 (948 amino acids)
Biological process (GO): axonogenesis; signal transduction; phospholipid dephosphorylation
Molecular function (GO): phosphatidate phosphatase activity
Source: RefSeq, a predicted model, not a curated record
UUGAAUCGAAUUGAACUCAACAUGGGUGGUAAUAGGUGCUGUGCGUCAUACGUUGCGCAGCCCGCUGCGCUGCUCUCUGUGUUUUUUGUGCUUAAGACAGACGGUGGAGGAGAAGCUGAUUUUGAAAUCCUCGGCAGGAUUUGUGUCUUGUUUUGGCUGAGGUAGAGCGGUCCACCUGCUGCAGCCGAAGGAGGCAGACCUGGUGACUGAAUGACCGGAGCUGCGGUGGGACUUCAACUCUGCUCUGCUUCGAAGACGCCGCACGUUUCUGAACGAGACAAUUUUUCCUCUGACAUGUGUGGAGGACACAGCGACUGGAUUCCUGCGCUGACGCUUUCUUUAUCGAAGAGCAGAAACUGAGCCGGAGGUGCGACAGCGGACACAUCAGCGACCCUUCAUGUCCACCCCGUCAGGUGAUGGAGGCUGGCCUGUAAGGAUCUAAUUCCACUCGGUCCAGGUGUGGGCGGACAGGGAUUUGGCAGGAAUUUCGCCAAAAUUACGACGGGAAUCAAGUACAGUUCACUGUCUCCCGGUACCGGGGGAGACCAUCGGCCGCUCGUCAUGUCUCGCGUCAAGGAGCGACUGAAAGCCGGGAAGGAGACGAAGGACAGUGUCACUCUGCUGCCGUGCUUUUAUUUUGUGGAGCUCCCCAUCCUGGCCUCCUCUGUUGUCAGUCUUUAUUUUCUGGAGCUGACUGAUAUUUUCCAGCCGGUGCAUUCUGGGUAUACUUGUAAUGACCGCAGCUUGUCGUUGCCCUACAUCCCGCCCAGACAGGAAGUGUGUCCACUCUCUUUGCUCUUCAGCUUGGCCUUUGCAGCUCCAACAGUCACAAUCCUGAUAGGAGAAGCCAUCCUGUACUGCUAUCUGUCCAGGAGGUCGUCAACCACUCAGACUGAAGCUAACAUCAACGCCGCAGGCUGUAAUUUCAACUCCUACAUUCGCAGAGCUGUCCGCUUUAUAGGCGUCCAUAUCUUUGGCCUGUGUGUGACGGCUCUAAUAACGGACAUCCUCCAGCUGUCCACUGGGCAGCAUACGCCCUACUGGCUGGAUGUGUGCAAACCCAACUUGACCCACAUUAAUAUGUCGAGCUGUGAUGAAGCCUUCAUUCUGGAGGAUAUCUGUUCUGGACCGGACCUGGGACUCAUCAAUGCUGGGAGGAAGUCUUUCCCAUCCCAGCAUGCCACACUGGCUGCCUUUGCUGCUGUCUACAUCUCCAUGUACUUCAACACAGUGCUGACAGACUCAGCCAAGCUACUGAAGCCUCUGCUGGUCUUCUCUUUCGUCAUGCUGGCCAUCCUGGCCGGAUUGAUCCGGAUCAUUCAGUUCAGAAACCACCCUGUGGAUGUGUACUGUGGCUGGUUACUGGGAGCUGCCAUCGCUGUUUAUUUGGGUGUAUACGCAGUAAGCAACUUCAAGCCAAGUGAAGAUCGCUGCAGAAGUCAACUGAAUCCUCCCGUUCUUAGAGAGCGAUCCCUCUCUUCCCUCCCCAAUGUCAGCCAAUCAGCAACCAGCAACAGCCACCAAGUCCACCACACCCUGGCCCCCAGCCCACCAAAGCCCAUCAUUACAAGGACCUCCUCCCACACUUUGGCCCCUGACCAUCCAGUACCCAUCCUAACCCGAAGCUCCUCCUAUCGGGAGCCAUCCAUGAGCAAUCUGAAGAGAGCCAGUGCUGAUGUGGAGGUGAUCACUCAGUCCAGUCCACCUGGAAACCGUGACAACAUGAUGACCUUCAGCAGCAGCACACUGCCAAGGUCCCAUGGAGGCUCCUCUGUGGAGGAAGGCCGUAUCCCACGACGACAUGCCUCCAUCCACACCUCCAUGGACUCCACCAGAUCCAAGCAGCUGCUCAGCCAAUGGAAGAACAAGAAUGAUAACAGGAAGCUGUCGAUGCAGGUGAUGGAUGGAAUAAGGCCGCUUCCUUCCUCUUCUCCGCAGAGGAACAUGGAGUUCCGUUGCUCCUCCGAGCCGUGUGCAAUGGGCCUGGAGGCGGAGCUCCGGGCUGGAGCCCACAUACCUUCAUCCUCAAGCCAGGAAGUGGAGAUGCGUGCUGGGGCCCAUAUCCCGGCGCAGUACAUGAAAUUAGCAGCAAGCUCUGUCCCUAUUAGCAAUCAUAAUCACCUGGCACAUAAUGGCAGCACCGGAAUGGCCGGUGGGGCCAGAGUCUCCAUGCAGCCUCGUCCUGGAUCCUCCCAGCUGGUUCACAUUCCUGAGGAGGAAAAUCCUAACAGCAAGGAUCAGGAGAGUGAAUCAGAGGACAGCAUGAUGGACGGCGGAGGGUCAGUGAGAGAAAAAUGGCUGAGAGUGGCUGAGAAGACCACCCUUCCUUGCAGACCACUGAGUGCUGGAGGACAGCCUCGUCUAAUGCAGGUCAUAGCCUUGUCCAAACAGCAAGGUCUCCUUCACUCUCCUCGUUCUGAAGAUGGUGGAUCUAUUCGGUACAGAGCGCUGACAGAUCAAGAUCCAUCUCCUCCGGCCUCUACCACUGGGGCAAUAGGAGUUGGAGGAAGUGGUUUGGAAAGAAGUGGCAGCAUAGUUCGUGUAGAAGCUCAUCCUGAAUCCAGACAAAAGCCUGUGGUGAAACCUCCAAGCACAGAUGGCAGUGGAUCAUGGCGAUGGAAACCGCCGGAACAAAGAGCAUCCCUGCGACAGUCAACGUUUGCCCUGAAUGACCUAAACAGACACACAGACAGCUGCGACUCCCUGAGAGAUGGAGGUUCAGUGGAUGGAAGGAGGAGCGUGACAGGGACUGAAUCAGAGAGUGAAGGUGGGGGGGAUGUAGGGAGUGGAGUUGGAGGUGCAUACUCCAAUCAUCCACGUGUGAUGCACCCUUUGCACCCCUUACACCAAAAUAAUCCUAAUAACUACCAGCAUCACAAUUUUAACCCCAACAAUCCCAAUAAUCCAAACUUUAACAAUGUUCAUCCAAAUUUUAACCCCAGCUCCAACAACUCCAACAUGUCUUUUCCUUCCACCGUCACCUUUGCUCCUCCCUUCCACCCUCACCCCCAAGCCGUCACCACUAUCAGGGUGACCCCCGUGGAGACGACAACUGCUAGCAGUGACGGAGGUUCAGACAGCCAGUCAGUGGCCUCGUCCAGCCGGGAGUCCACUCUUCGAAGAAAGGGCAGCACCAAUGUUGUUCAUGUCCAAGACCGAGGGCCCACCCCGGAUCUCCAUAACAACCACCGCCCCAGUGAUGACAGCAACCGCCUUGACAAUGAGAGCAGUAACCGUUUCCAUGAAAACCUUCGAAAUUUUCAAGAAAAUCCAAUCCAGCCUAAUUUCCCCAACAGGCAGAUGCAGGUCGUGUUUGGUCGUCCAAGCCCAACUCCUCCCCCUACUCUGCCCCGCCCCCUCCUGACUCAUACUCCACCUCCUACUCUGGGGCUGGCCUAUAAAGAAUGAGUCAUCCAUCUGUACCUGUGUUUCAAACAAUGUGACCCGUUUGCGACUGCUGUUGAGACCAAAACUUGUAAGAGUGUGGAAUCGUAUCUAUCCACUGUCCGGGAUCAAGACUGGGAAUGUUUCCCUCUCCCACAACAGUGAGUAUUCAACCAGUUCCAACCAACUCCAUCAGUUGUGAAUUUUAUAGCCUGGGCUCUAUGUGUAAGAGUUUGAGCCCAUUCUUCAUUGUGCUAUUAUUAUUAUUUAACUUUAUACUUAAAUCAAUGCCUGUUGGAGAGACUGGAUAACUUUUGCCAAACAGUGACUUCAUAGGCACAUACACAAUGGGCUGAACAAACUGAGUGAUGCUAGUGUACGAGGGAACCCAGAUCUCCAGCCGCUCUCCUCCUUUUACACCUGUGAGUUUGACGCUGACUGGAUUCACAUACAAUCAUUUACAAAUUUAUCAGCUUUUAUACUCUUACUAAACAAACCAACAACUUGUGAACAUUACAGAGUGAGCAAAUGAUCUACAUCCUACGGCCACCCCUGUGAUGUUUUUGUGUGUGAAUCUGCAGCCUGAAAUGAAUCUUCAGUGUGAGUAGGCUGCAGUCCUGAGUGCAGUCAGAGCAGUAACAGUAUCUUAUAGGUGACUGUGGUAUUGUGUUUGUGGUGGCAGAGAUCAAUAAGUUACAUAUUGUGUUAAAUAUACAGUAAAACAUGCUCUCUUCAUUCUUUUUAGAUGCAACAUUUUAAUUUUGUGAAUAUGAUUUGCUGCUGAUCUUAGUGUUGUUGGUGCUUUGACAUGUGGAGUGUGAAUGAUCUAAAUCCACUGAAACAACAACCAGGCCAAAGACUAAACCCAAGACGUAGAGAUACAAAUUACACAUUAUGAUUCAGAAAGAUUCAUUUAUUGUAAAAAUCUACAUAUAGUUUAGGGGACAUAGUAUUAUGGGAAAUGUAAUUUUAUUUUUUUAAAAUUAUAUAAUUUUUCAAUAUGAUUUUAAAACUAACAAUCCAUAACACAUCAGAAUUCCUGUUCAAAAUGAUAAUUAAACAGUAAUUAUAGGCAGCAAUUUCUUUACCUGUCUAUAAUUUUGGAUCCAUAACAAGCUUUUGAUGUUAAUGUGUUUAUAGCACCAAAAUGAAUACGACAGUUUAUCUUUAAUGUAAAAGUCAACUUGUUAGUUGUUUUUAGUGAAUUUUACACACCUAGACCUUUUUUGCUAUUUCAACAUCAUUACAAUUAAUACUAAUAAUUACUAUGUAGUUGUACAUAUAUUAAUAUCAAAAAUGUUCAGUAUGGCUCUGUUGGUUCUCUACUCACUAGGACUGCACAAUAUAUCACAACUGUAUUAUCAUCAAAAUAUCAGUGUGCUCAAUAUUCGUAUCACAAAAAAAUGUUUGGACAGCAGUAAUUGUUGGGUAAUAUAUUUUACAAGUUGUAUUUUUUAUGUUAAUUCAUUAUUUUGCCAGUAGGACAAAGUCUGGUCAGCAAAAGGUCAAACCAGACAAAGAGAUCACAGAGUAAGCACAGAUUUGAAAGAGAGGAAAGAAGAAAACAGGCACCUGAUAUCAUCAUCACAAUAUUUACCAAAAUUCAAAUGAUUGCCAUCAGUAGAUUUUAUAAUAUUGUGCAGCCCUUGUACUCAAACCCACCUAGUCCUGUUUUAAACCUGAAGAACCAAAAUGUGAAACUUUGUUAGUAACACGAGAGACGAUGAACAGACCAGAUCAACAGUCUGCUGCAGAACAUUAUGGUUUAUGAAAAACGCUUCAAGCUUUAUGUUGCCAUCAUUCAACAGUGAGGCAUUAUGUAGCUGGUUCUACAUCAAUCAUAUCCUCCCUUCCUUUUAUCGUUUUUCCUUCUUUCUUUUCUUUGUUGCUUCCUUCCUUCUUUCCUAUAGUCACAGAUCUCAUGUGAUAUUAUUGCAGUAUUUACUGAUAUCAUCCUAUCACAACAUUUUCUAGUAUUGUGCAACCCUAAUGUGAACUCCAUGCAGAAAAUACCCAGGUAGGGGUUUGAACCCAGAAGCUUCUUGCUGUGAGGCAACAGUGCAGCUCCAGCAGUGAUCACAUCAGUACAGCCUUUUAAUUUUAAUGGUAGGAUAAAUUCAGCAGGUAUAAAUCCUUCAAUGAUUUUUUUUUCUUUUUGCUGGUAAGCCAGCUUGUCCACAGACAUGAUCUGUUUUCACACUCCUGUUUUACUUCCUGCCAAAGUGCCAUCAAAGAAGGCUUGUACAGUCAGUGCAGUAUGUUCAUCGUUUUAUUGAAACGUCCUUGGAAACAGAAAUGCUGUCAUGUUUGGGUUGUUUGAUAUUUUAGAAAACACAGUUGAAAGAGCUGCUUAUGUAUAAAAAUACAAUCUCCUUCUCUCACAGUCUGACAUUUAUUCAGAUAAAAGGGUUCUUGGUCACUUAGGAUCACUAUAAAGACUGAGAUGCUUUAGUUUUGAUUUUUUUUAAACAUAUUUUACAUUGAAAGGCUUUGAUAUAUUUCCUCAGUAUUGAGUAGAAUUCUCUGUUAGGUUUUUUUGAUGUGGGUCAAAAGUUUCUGGUAACUUUUCUCAGUCUCAGACUGGUUUGCCUUUACAGUCCAUUCUCUCUGACAAACUGGAGCUGAGUCAUGUUUGUAGGCUGCCUUGCUCCACACAGCUUUAUGGUUCUGCCCAGUAAUAUUUUGGAGUUCAUUUGUCUCUUUGGGUCACUGUGUGUUUGGAAGACCCAUAUCUACCCAAGUUUUAACUUCCUGGUUGAUCUUUUGAGAUGUUGCUUCAAUAUUUCCCCACAGCAGUUUUUGUUCAUCAUCAGUUAUUUUGAACAGUGCACCUGCAGAAUAACAAUCACACAGCAUGACACUGCCACUCCCAUACCUCAAAGUUGGCUUACAAACUUCCACCUUUUUACUUCAGAUGUUACAAUGGUCAUUAUGGUCAAAUACAUCAACUCUAGUUUGAUCAGACCUGAACAUGUUGCCAGAACCUAAAGCGUUUAUCCCAGAAUGCAUCUGCAAACCGAAAUAUCAUCAGCCAUCGCCAGCAUCUUCACCAGAUCUCCUACUUUUGUUCUGGGGUUGAUGCACACAUUUCACACCAGGUCCUUCCUGACUGGUGUUCAGACUCAUCAAUGAUAGUUUAAAUAAAUGAACCUGGCACCUUCAAGCCAUGGAUGAACCAGAUUUUCAGUUGGCUGAUUUCUUUGGAUUUCCCCAUGAAAACACACAUUAAACAGUUUGUUUGAGACGCAACUCAGAUGUUGUGAAUUAACCUUUAAAUCAAUAGCCUUUAAAAGCACAGCCUCAUCAAAUGUUAUGGUUAGACAAAUUCUUAUGUAUAGAAACUUUGAACAUGAGGCUAGAUAGAAUUUCUCUAAAGAAGCCUUUCUCAUUACUCUGGAGUUCAGCAAAUAGAAAUAAUUUUGUCUGAUUUAAUGUCAGUGAGAAAAUGACUUUAAUGUUUUAUAUAGUAUGCAAGUAUCAGGUGUUGGCUGUGACAGAUAAUAGACAGAAUACAGUAGAUAUGUAUAAUUGCUGAUUUGUAUAUUAUGAUUUUUAUAGGCUUUUGCUGAGAUGUUAGUUUGCUUAUUAUGAAAUUUUAGCUGUUAUGAUGAGACUUAUAUGAUGAUAAUGCGCUGUCAGUAUGUGUUGAUGUAUUUUUAACUUCAUCCAAAAGAGUUAAAGGAAAAAAUAUUUCAUCUUUUAUUACAUAGUGGGCAUUAUUUUAGAAGCAUGGCUGAAUGUGUUUUAGCAGCUACACAGCUUGAGUCUAGUCAGUGAAGGAUGGGCUUCAAAUAUCCUGAGCACUCAACAAAAAAGCACAUUGUUGUGCUAACCUUUGACCUGUCUGAUGUUUUGCAGUUGUUAGAUUAUACAAAGGAUUUUAUAUAAAACUGGUUCUAUUGUCCUGAAUCAAAACAUGAUCAUCAUGUGAUGAAAGGAGUUGGAGCCCCUAAACUCUGAAAACGGAAAGGAGGAAAGAAAAGAGUGAUGGCAGUCUAUCAUUAUCCAACUGGGAGGAUGGAGAAGCUGGGGGGCAGCGAUCCAUAGUCCGGGUGGAGCCAGAGGCAGCGCAUGGUCCAGGUUCUAAUGGAAGGAAACAUGAAUGAUGUUUAAUGAAGUGAGAUGGAAACAUGUUGUAGUCCUCUUAAGAGCAUGUGGAGGUGGGUGGUGGUUGAGAACUCUUUUUUUAUUGUUUUAAUUUAAUUUUUCAAAUAUUUUUAGGCUCUAGUGAACUUUAUUGAUUAAUACAGGAACUAGGGAGGAGACAGAAGGGCAAGACAAGCAGCAACAGGUCUGAGAUAAGGAAUGGAAGCAGGGACAACUGCAUCAAGCACCACAACCUCUGGUCAUGGUGCACACUCCUCCCUGACACCAGAACCACCCUGAGCCACCAGAACCACCCUGAGCCACCAGAACCACCCUGAACCAUCAGAACCACCCUGAGCCACCAGAACCACCCUGAACCAUCAGAACCACCCUGAACCACCAGAACCACCCUGAGCCACCAGAACCACCCUGAACCAUCAGAACCACCCUGAACCACCAGAACCACCCUGAGCCACCAGAACCACCCUGAACCAUCAGAACCACCCUGAACCAUCAGAACCACCCUGAACCACCAGAACCACCCUGAACCAUCAGAACCACCCUGAACCAUCAGAACCACCCUGAACCAUCAGAACCACCCUGAACCAUCAGAACCACCCUGAACCAUCAGAACCACCCUGAACCAUCAGAACCACCCUGAACCACCAGAACCACCCUGAACCACCAGAACCACCCUGAACCACCAGAACCACCCUGAGCCACCAGAACCACCCUGAACCAUCAGAACCACCCUGAACCAUCAGAACCACCCUGAACCACCAGAACCACCCUGAACCACCAGAACCACCCUGAGCCACCAGAACCACCCUGAGCCACCAGAACCACCCUGAACCAUCAGAACCACCCUGAACCAUCAGAACCACCCUGAACCACCCUGAACCAUCAGAACCACCCUGAACCACCAGAACCACCCUGAACCAUCAGAACCACCCUGAACCACCAGAACCACCCUGAACCACCAGAACCACCCUGAACCACCAGAACCACCAGUUAGCCAGGAUCUUCUAUAGUAAAGCAGUCAGAGAGUCAUGUCAGGUCACUGACCCGAACAUAGGAAUGUUCAGGAAUACACUGAUCAUCUUUAAAGAAUUUAGAGCGUCUGGGAAGUAGAAAACAGCAGAAAAAACUUCUUUGCAAACUACUAGCAGCACAUCAGCAUCAUGGGGAAGAUUUAGCUCAUUCACUGGAAUCCAUCAGUUCUGAUAGUUCAUGUGGAGCGUCUUCAUCCAGUGUGAUGCAGGUCUUAACAGAACCAGUAUUCAUUUUCUAAUGCUUGAACACUAAUAUAGAGAAAGGAAGUUAUUAUACAGAAUGUCAAAAGGAAGCAUUUAUCUUAAAAUAUAUAGAACUUAAAAGUGUUCAAGUUUGUUUACAAAUCAAGAUGUAUUUUAAUAAGUUUAAAAAUAUUGAUAUUUUCUUUUAUGCUUAUUUAGCUAAAAAAAAAUUCUAUUAGAGAUAAUACAUAGAUUGUUGGAGUGCCCUACAAGACCAGCACUCUGUCUAGAAGGUCCAGUUUUAUUUAGGAUCUAUAAUGAAUGUUAGCAGCAUACAAUCCUGGUGAAGAUGAACGACUCCAGUUUGCUAGUUUGAAAUAUUUCUCAAAAAGUGCAAUUUUUUCAAACAUGUAAUUCUAACAUUUUGAAGUUUAGUUUUUCACAGUUGCAUUUACGUAUUUUUACAUUAAUAUUAUAUGUGAUAAUGGGCAAAAACUACUUCUGGUGCUGUCUCCAAACUGUGCCGUUAAAACCACUGCAAAAAAAGAGCAAACCAAGAGUACCUUUUUGUUGUUUUUGCAAAUCUUUAUAAAUAAGAGAAUAACUGCUUUAUCAGUCAUAAUUGGAGGGCAUACCACAAAUCCAAUGUUUCUCACUCUUCAGAACACUCACUCGACAUCACAUGGAGUGUAAUUUUGUUUAACUUGUAUAGUUCUGAGAUUGAAAAUAAAAGUGAGUUUAUGUGUACACAUCCCACACAGUUCAAAUCUCUUUUAGACAGACUCUGAAGUACAUUUGAGCUAUUUGCAGGUAGCUGUGGUCCAUAACUUCCAGCAAUACUGGGGACACUGUACCCUAUGCAUACGUUUAUCCUUCUGUAUGGUUCUGCAGAAAGGAAAGAAUAUUUUGAUAAAUGUUAGUAAAUGUGAUUUCUAAUCAAGCCAUGAUGUGAUCUAGUCAUUUAUAACCCGACACAUGAAUCCCUCAGAGUAUUUGAUUAUAUUUGAUAUUUGCUUGAGUUUCAGGUUGUACCUGUAGUUGUAAUUAUUUAUGCUUUCAGCAGGAUGUUGUUGAAAAUCUCCUUGCUUAUCAACUACUGUUCAAUGUAAAUGUAAAGAAAUUUGAAUUCAAAGCCUAAAGUUAUUUGUCAAUGGAAACUUAUGUCCAUUUAUUUGAUGUUGUGAAAUGUUAUUGACCUUAUGUACCAUUUCUUUUUCUGGAAUAUAACAUUUAAAGUCAGACUGUACUGGCACAAGUCUGAACAAUCUGGAAGCACAACUUAGAUCCACACAAGAAGUGAGUCGACCCCAAAACAUUCCAACAAAUCUCACUUAUUGACUGGAAAUUCAUUGAGCUGUCCUUGACUUAAAAAUGGAUUGAGUUUGCCGUUUAAAAUGUUGAUCAAUUUCCAACUUUAUGACAUGAGAAGCAUUUUAAAGAGCUGAUUACAUGUCUGUGGCCCAUCCUUGAGUCUGAACUGCUUUCCAUGUCGUUGCUAUGGAGCUGCAUUAUUAAUAUCAAACGUGUAAGUAGUUUUAUCAAAUGUUUACAGUUCAUUUCUUAAUUUCAUCUUUCUCUCUUUCAAACCACGGUGAGAGCUUUUCUGUAGGAACCUUUGGUGUCCUGGACGGUUCCGCACAAACAUACAUACUUCAUACUACCUAUUGUUCCAAAGUAAAUGACACUGAAAGUGAAUGGUUCAGAGAAAAUGAUUUAAAUACUGCGUAUUUCUAAUACGUUGUGUUUUUUCUUUCAAUGGCUUGUAGUAUUAAACAGUACGUAGAUAUUUCUCUUAGUGUAUUGCUUUUAUUUACUCUGGCUAAAUGUGAAUAUUUGCCAUAGCAACUAUACAGUGUUGCUAUGUCAGGGUGGGGACCGGCUCUCCGGUCAGGCCUGUAGUGAGCUAUGAAGGGAUUGCUGUAACCGUCUGAGAGCAUCAGGUCCUUCUAACACCAACAUUAGUUCAUCAGCAGAGCUCUGUGGAAUCUGACUGCAUGCAGCUGAACCAUUUCAGCGUGUAGGACAAGGGACACAUGUAAAGGUUUCAGGACACGGCCCUUAAAAAGACUGCAGUUCCUAGUUGCUGCAUAUUUCAUCUUUGAGGUUUUUACAUUCGAUUGGAUGCCAAAUCGAAUUCGGUGGGUCUUGGCCUUAACAGUAUGUCUCAGUAGAUUUGAUGUUACUGAAUUGUGUCUUCUAGUGAAAAUGUUUUUAUUGCGCUUGGAUGCUUGAAAUAAAGAGAGUUCCAUUGCUAUUUGUUCUACUUUAGGCACAUGUAGCAAAAUGGCACUGGGUUUCAGAUUUGAACCUUGAACAUGAUCCCAGGUCCAAGUUCCACAUUCUGAAGCAAAGGAAGUAAAUCAUAUGAAAUGCGACAAACUAGCAAAUGCUUAGGUUUUUUUGUGUAUUAAAUAAGAGGUUGCUGAGCUACCAAACUGUACGACCCAUAAACAGCACGAGGGCUUUUCCUAAAUAAGAUGUUUUUCUCACAGAGCUGCUGCAGUGCUCCCUUUAUCUAGGGUCUGCCUCUAGACCAGAGGUCACCAACCUUUUAGAGACUGGGAGCUGCUUCACAGGUCCAGAGCAACAUGAAGGGCUAUUUGUUUGAUACAGAGAUCAAUUUUCUUGGCUCAGCCUUUAUAACAAUAGUAUAUAUAAGUAUUUAUAUAAUUACAUGCUGCCUGAUCAUAUUAAUGUUAUGGACUACUGACAACAGUUAUCAGUAAUGGUUUACCAUGGCAGAUAUGGUUAAUUGAUAUUAUGUGAUCAGACGUUCUUAGUUCACAGAAUUUAAGUUUGAUUCCCUUUUGGAGCUUUUCUGUCUGAUUCUAAAUUACCCUCAAGAGACUGAGAGUCUGGAUUGUUGCAGUAACACUUGCAGCUGCACACGCUGUACGCACUGAGAUUUUCCUUUAAAUAAAAAAAAGAAAAGUUAUUGUUUUAUUAUCUAACCCUCUUUACUAUUAGCAAAAAUGUGGAGAAAAAAUAUCUUUUGUGUCAAAAGAUAUUGUACACACAGCUGUGUACGGUCUGUGAGGCGUGAAGUGGGGCACUUCAAAGCCUAAAUCUUAUUGGUCAGUUUGCUUUUGUUUAUUUCAUGGAUUGGCAUUUUUUUUAAAAUGAAUGAGUGGAGUUUGAACCUCCCGUAGUUCUAAGAUCCCGCCUGAACGUUUUACAGUGUGCGGUUCUGGCGGGUCGCCUGUUUAUAAGGGUUUUUUUAUGGUUUCGCGAACUGAACAGCUGACGGGUCACCCGCUGGCUGACACCAGCAGAUGUCGAAAAAAAAAAGGUCUGACAGGUCAGAGGGUAGCACAAAACUAUCACUGCACCUGACCUGCAGGAGCACAACCUCCUCCCCAAUGCGCAAAAAUCAGCACAAACCUAAACCACAAGAGACUUUUUUCUUUUAUCAGACGAUGCUAAAUAAUAAAAACAUGGAAGCAAAACCUACCUGUGUGGUUCAUGGAAAGAGGAGAGUGUUGAUGGCAGGUUCAGGUGGUGUCAGACAUCCAGAGGAUGAGAAGGUGAAGCAACAUAUUUGCUUCAUUUCUACUCUACUUUGGAUAGAUUAAAUUCGACUAGAUUAAAUUGUUUAUCACGCAGUCUUAGCACAACGCUCAGGAAGAGCAGCCGACAGGUGACCCAUCAACUCUCCAGUUCGGGAAACUUCAAAGAAGUUCAUAAACCGACGACCCGUCAGAACCGCAAACGGGAAAAAGAUCUGCUGGGAUCCAAACCGCUCUUAGAAUUACGAGAGGUUCAAACUCCUGUCAUUCAUUUUUAUCUUACAGAAAAAGCCCCAAGCUGGCAAAUAAAAGUAAACUGACCAAAGAGAUUUAGGCUUUGGGUGCCCUUUGACCCCAGAGACUCAUACAGAUGUAUGCUUCGUACAAGAUGGGUUUUUUUCUCCACAAUUUUGUUAAUAGUAAAGAGGGUUAAAUAAUAAAAAAUCCAGAAAUUAUUCUUUUCUUUUUUUAAUUAAUGGAAAAUCUCAAGGUUCACAGAAUAUGUACAGCUAUACAGCCGUACAGCUGCAGGCGCUGCUGCCCUCCGAUAAAAUCCUGCAGGCGUCUGCGCAGUUCUGAACUUUAACCAUAGAAAAGAGUUUUAUACAUAAAGAAAUUUAUUUGAAACAUUUUUAUUAUUUUUUUUUUUUUAAUUCUAAAUAUAAACAAAUGUUAUUAAUUCAAUGUAAAAAGAUUCAAUUAAAUAAUUUCUUUGGCAGUGCUCCCUAAUGACAAUGACUAUUUUUAGAACUUGCUCUGCGGGCGACUGACAAGGUCCCCUCGGGCAACCGAGGGCCCACGGGGACCGUGUUGUUGACCCCUGGUCUAGACUGUUGAAGACAAAUGUCCAAGAAUGUCUCACACAUGGUCCAGAUUAGCAUUUCUAAAAUGUUGCUGCUGUAAAAUGUUUUUGAAGGUUUAGUGUGGUUUUAGCUUGUAUUUUUUCUUUGAAAUAUGCUUAUUAAUGUGAGCUUUGCUGUUUCUAUUGCUGAAAAAAUAAAUGUUUAUAUCUUUUUACUUA